This is a messenger RNA of Protopolystoma xenopodis, 921 nucleotides long. The record is from the annotation of a GenBank genome assembly. Lineage: Eukaryota; Metazoa; Platyhelminthes; Monogenea; Polystomatidea; Polystomatidae.
ACGCUGUACUCCGUCCUGAAGGACUUCAGGGGGGAACAUACGGACUUUGAGGCCCUCGCCUCUUAUUACGCUCAGUAUUUAACAGAAAUGUGUUUUUCCUGCAGAACAUCACUACCGGGUCGAAUACAGCGAGAACAUCGUCCUAAAGCACUUCCUUCUUACGUGCGAAGUGGACCCGAGGAUGAGGGCCAAGGAGAACAUUAUCCUGUACUGGAAAAUGCUCAACUCACUGGAAGUGAUCAAGAGGGAAUAUGCCGCCCUCAGGAAGUCUGCCAAGCUGCCUCCUGUAAGUGUCACUAGAUCAUCCAACUCGAGUCCAAAACCGGAGGCAGCAACUUGAGUAUCUGCGGCUGGAGAAUGCAUAAUCCUAACUGUCUCCUUUCUUUCCCCUUUGCUCCUAUCCUUGUGCCUCCCAUGCGCUCACAGACCAUCAACCAACACCUUAACCAGCUGCACAACGAGUUUGUGAGAGAGCAGAAGCUACAGGAAGCUGCUGGUAAGAAACAAAGUCCUGCAGCUGAAGAAGAGGAGGAGGAUGAUGGAGCCCCUGCAGCAGCAGCAGAAGAGGAAGCCGCUCCUGGAGAAGAAGAAGAGGAAGCUCCAAUAAAGAAAAAGAGGAAAGCGCUCCCGCUGAAGAUAAGCAACUUCGAGAAGAAGACGGAGGCGCAGUCUCCUGCAGGGGAAGAAGAACAGGUAGGACCUCCUGAAGAAAACAAAGAGAAAACUCCUGUAGCGGAGGAGAAAGAAGAGGGAGCGGAUGGAGAAGAAGAAGCUCCUGAGGUGGAAGAGAUCAUCAAAGAUCCUCCGGUGGUGGAGAGGCCAACCCUGCGAAAACAGCUUAGGAAGGCCAUCAUGAAGAGGCUCCGGAGACAUUCCACCCAAAGACUCAACUGCUGCUGCCGACCCAACACCAUGGCCUAA